Messenger RNA from Funneliformis caledonium, 1272 nucleotides. NCBI's taxonomy places the organism in Eukaryota, Fungi, Glomeromycota, Glomeromycetes, Glomerales, Glomeraceae. The record is from the annotation of a GenBank genome assembly.
AUGCCUGAAAGCAAAGUUGAUACUACGCCUCCAAAUUACUUGCAAAUUAAUCAAGGAAAUAACGAACUUAUACAACCAAAUAUAAGUUCUAUUAGUUCCGAACCUAAUAUGUCACACGAUGAUUCAUUGUUAGGUGUAUUUUAUGGUAUUGGUAUGAAUGUGGACUUAUUAGUAAUGACAGGAACGUUAACUUACGUUGAACUUGGAGCUAUGCAUAAAAUAAGUGGUGGAGAGACGAAAUAUUUACAGACUGCUUAUCCAAAACCGAAACUUAUGAUGAGCUACCUUUUCAGCCUAAUGUUUAUUUUUGCAAUACAACCAGGAAUUAUAAGUGCUGUCUUACAAUCCGCAGCACUGUAUUUUUGGUAUACCAUUACGGGAUCUCAAUACGUUAAAGAUCCUGCAACUUUAAAUUUUCUCCGAUGUGCAAUAAUAGGAAUUGUUAAAUUGAUUAUAAAUUGGGAGACAAGUCGCAGUAAUUGGCAUGAACCAUUAAAAGUAGAUACAGGAAUCAUAGAAUACUCUCAUUCGAUUUUGUUGAUUAUGUUCGCCUAUCAUGGCUGGAAUAACUUGAAUUAUCUUCUCGUAAAUAUUGCAUAUACUGUAUCUCUGUUUUACCAAAAGGAGAAUGGAAUUAUAACAAUACAAAUGAAAACUAUAGCAGUAUCAUUCUUUAAAAAUUUAUUUAAAAGCGAUGUAGUUGUUAGAAUGUUCACUUUGCUUAUUGCACUCUUUGUAAUUGGAACUGCUGCGGCUUUGGUAUGGAGUGGAUCAAGAAUUAUUCUUGCAGCAGCAAGAUCAAACUUUUUUCCAGUAUAUUCGGAUCAAUUAAGAACAUGGCAUGAAGAUUAUAAUACACCAGUUAAUGCACUUCUAGUGCAAUUUAUUUGGUGUUCACUAAUUAUAUUAUUUGUUGGUGAGAAUAAAACAAUCACGAGUCGUGAAUCAUUUAAAAUGUUUGCAAUUUAUAGUCUUUUGGUUUUUUAUUUGGCUACUGGUGUAGGAUUAGUGGUGUUACGAUAUAAAAGGCCCGAGGAACAUCGUCCCUUUAAAGUUUGGUUACCCAUAACAGGAUUAUUUAUAUUGGCAGGAAUAUUUAUACUAUUAUCUCCAUUAAUAGUUGAAUGUUCAGAUAAAAGAAAUUGUAUAAAUAUAGAAAGAAAUCCUAUAUACUUGAGUUACGGAUUUCUUUUCAUUGCUUUGAUGUCAUGGUGUUUGAAGAAAAAGCAACAAGCUGAUAUCGACACGACUGAAUUUUACACAUCUUCCUAA